This is a messenger RNA of Salpingoeca rosetta, 4004 nucleotides long. RefSeq names its product TK/HMTK protein kinase. Gene Ontology annotation, molecular function: ATP binding; transmembrane receptor protein tyrosine kinase activity. The record is from RefSeq and is a predicted model, not a curated record. Gene Ontology annotation, biological process: cell surface receptor protein tyrosine kinase signaling pathway; positive regulation of kinase activity; multicellular organism development. NCBI's taxonomy places the organism in Eukaryota, Choanoflagellata, Craspedida, Salpingoecidae. The coding region runs from base 39 to 3953 and encodes 1304 amino acids. The transcript is spliced from 16 exons. Gene Ontology annotation, cellular component: signaling receptor complex.
CCACGAAUGAAGAAGCUGAGCAGGAAGACACCAGCACCAUGCGAACACAUGAGAUUCAAGAGGCGGAGGGCGACGUGGUGCUUGGUCUGUACAAGGCCGUGUACCUCGGCACAGUGCCCAUGAACAAGCCUGCAGAUGUGCCUGUGGACAACUUCACCGUCUCCUUGUGCUUUGAUCAGUGCAAGACGCUCAACCAAAUCCCACGCAAGGUGUACGUCGGCGUGUCCAGCCGACAAGUCACCACCUGGGGCCGCAAAACACACAACAGGCUGCAGAGAACCCCGCUCGAGCACAUUGUGUACUCUGGCCUGUUGCACAGCGACCACUCCAUGUUUGCGUAUGUGUCCGAGGAUCCAGACAUCCGCAUCACGCUGUGCCACAUGUUCACCAUCAAGGAAAAGGCCCGCCUCCUUCCAGCAACCAUCGCAAAGGCGUUUGAAGUGCUCAAGGAGCAAGCUUCCCUCGGCGAGGAUGCAGCUCACGAGCGCGUGGAGGAAAUCAAGGUGAAGCCGCUGACAACCCGCACAGCCCGCCGGGCCGCCACCACCUCUGCAUCCCACGCUACCGCUACCGCCACCGCCAGCAGCAGCAGCAGCAGCAGGAGUGCCCGUGGCGACAGCUCUGAGAAGAAAGGGGCGUUCCAGCGCCUGAAGCGCCGGUCGCUCAACUUGCUGACGCGGCAGAAGGGCGAAGCGGACAUUGAGCCGACCUCAUCGUCCAUGCCAGGAUCAUCAACAGCGCUCACGGGCAGCGAUGCACCCGAUGCCACGCAGCAGCAGCAGCCAUCGCCGUCCUCGUCAUCAGGGCCAGCAGAGGAGACAAAGACGCGCGCAGCAACAACAAGCGCCGGUAGCAAGAAGGCGCACGGCGACGGCAGCGCUGGUGAUGAUGACACCGCUGCUAACAAGGAAGCGGCGAAGAAAGAUGAGAGUGCCAGCGCGGCCGCCAGCAAUGUUCGGUCCAUGGGCACGUUUGUUGCCAAGCUGCUCGGGUCCACCAACGUCAAGGCCAUGAAGGGCCCAGACGCCAUUGACGAGGCCCUCACAGACCUCGGCAUCAUUGGCAAGAAAACGGACAAGAAGAAGCGGCGAUCAUCGCGUCGCCUUGCCGGCGAUGGGGUCCUGCUUGCCGUCACCAACGAGGCCAUUCGCAUUGUGGACCGCCUGUCCUCCCGCGUCAUGGACAACUGCUUUAUUCGCAGCGUCACGUACACCACCGCAGGCAUUCUGGACAAGCGCCGGGACUUUUUCGCGUUUAUUCAGCGCGACGCCCGCACGGACUCAAACAAGUGCUUUGUCUUUGAGGUGCAGAACGGCAUGGGCGAGAACAUCUGCAAGAUUGUGUCCAAGGCGUUCCAGGCGUUUUCGCAGGAGGUGGAGACGGCGAAACCGUUUGUGAGCGACAGCGCCAACGAGGAGGAAGAGCUGCCGGCGGCGCUGCGAGAACUCCAGAUCAACAGAGAACAAAUCAUCGCCCUCAAGGUCCUCGGCUCCGGCGUCUACGGAAAGGUCUACCUUGCCGACCAGAAGAUGGAGGACGGAGAGAAGGUCCAGCGAGCAGUGAAACUCCUGCGCGGAAAGUCGACUGCACGCGAACAGAAAAUGUUCUUGCGCGAAGUGCAAACCAUGAGCGAAUUGAGGAACGAGCAUCUCGUGUCUGUCGUCGGUCUGAACGUGACGCAGAAGCCGUGGCUGUGCGUGCUUGAGUUUAUGCAAUACGGCGAUCUCUCGGGCGUGCUUGAUGCAAUCCAGGCCAAAAACAUUGCCCUCUUCGACACAGAGAAGCUCCACUUUGCCCUGCAGAUUGCACGCGGCAUGAAGUUUGUGGCCGAGAAGCGGUAUGUGCACAUGGAUCUGGCUGCACGCAACUGCCUGCUGCACACGGGGAACACGGUGAAGAUUGGCGACUUUGGCCUCACGCGCCCGUUUGACGAAGGCAAAGACUACUGGCUCAUGCGGGAGACACUGAAGCUGGCGGUGAAGUGGAUCCCGCCCGAUGCCCUCAAGUCGAAGCGCUUUGGCGAACCAACAGACGUGUGGGCCUUUGGUGUCUGUGCAUGGGAGAUCUUUUCCAUGGGCGCCACGCCGUUCAAGGAGAUCCCCGUGCCGGAGGUGCCUGCGCGUGUGCGCAAAGGCCUCCGCCUUCCGCAGCCAGUGGGCUGCCCCGACGCCGUGUACGCCACACUCAACAAGUGCUGGGCGAUUGACCCGGGCAAUCGGCCGACCUUUGCCGAGCUUGAGGCCGAGCUGAGCGAACACAUGUCGACGGCGGCGCAGACCUUCCCACCUGCGCGCGAUGUUGGAGAGCUCGUCAACCAGAAGCUGACAGAUGACGUGCGUCGCCUCUCCGUCUCUGUCGCCGUCCGCUCGUCAAAGUCGCACGCGUCCUCCACCGCAUCCGCUGCAGCAGCAAGGGUGCGAGCGCUGUCGGCGAUCAAGGACAAGCAAGCAUCAACAGCGGCCGCUACGGAGACGAGCGAGGCCGCACGCGCGGCUGCAGAGCAACAGCAGGCAGCCGGUGCAGAGACGACGCAAGACGCAGAGAAGGAAGGCGGAGUGGAUGCCGAGGGCAAAAGCGGCGAUGGCCGCACGUUCUCUGGGGCAUCGCGGUCUCGCAUGCGACUUCGAAGCGUUUCGCGCGCAGCGAUGAAGAAGAGCGCACAGGCAGCAAAGGCGACGCCGGGCGACGACAGCGCCAGCACGAAAGCAGAAGCGGUGCAGGCGGAUGAGAAGGAGAAACAGGGAGAGGAGGAGGAAGAAGAUGCAGCGAAGAAACCGGUGGAAGCAGACGAAGAAGGCGAGGAGGAGCCUGUUGUGACGAUGGCGGGGGAGCUUGUUCCAGAGGACACACCCGUCGACGAAGACGAAGUGACAGUUGACGAGGAGCAGGCGGACACGCUGCCCACGGUGGCAGCAGCGACGACUGCAGUUGGAACAGGCCUGAAGGCCGUGGCUGAAGAAGAGGAAGAGGAGGAGGAAGAAGAAGAAGAAAGGGAAGGUGAGCAGGGUGGAGAGAAGCCGGCCGCUGAAGGAGAGAAGAGCGUCACCGAAGCUGCCGCUGCGGAAACAGCAACAGCGGCACAAGGGAAAUCCGAGAACGAAGGGGGCGCGGCCGACGAGGAAGAGAAGAGGCCGGGGCACGCGAAGCAGGAACAGCAACAGGAGCAGCAACAGCCAGAGAAGGACCAGGUGUCAGAGAAAGAAGGACAAGACAAACCAGCCGAAAGGCAGGAGGAGGAGGAAGUUGGGAGCGAUGGGCUGACAGCGAAGCAGCGGGAGCGGUAUCGGCGCCUGGGGCUGCUGCCCUCCCAACAGGAGGCCGACACGCAGCAGGAGCACAGUCGCAUCUACCAAGCCCUCAACCCACAGCGCCUCUUCAAGGAGCAAACUGACCAGACGCGAGAAGUGCGUGUGCGGGAUCGGUAUCUGGAGCGAGAGCAGGCUGUUGGCGACGGCCCUGCCGAUGAUGCCGAUGAUGAUGGCGAGGGUGAUGACACGUUUGAUGCUGACGGCAUGAGCGGUAUCAGGCUGAGCCGUGGUGAUCGCGGCCUGUCCCGCUACACGUCAUUCAUGAAUGCGUACAAUGAUGCUGUCAUGGACGGUGACGAUGAUGAUGACGACGAUGAUGAAGACGAAGACGACGACGACGAUGACUUUGAGGGCGAUGCCUCUGCGCUUCCAGACUUUGGCGGGGAGCUUGAAGAGUACUUCCAAGCGCAGCGGACGCAGCGGGCAAAAGAGCAAGAGGAGCGGCGACGACAGAUGCAGGAGCAGUUCUCGCGGCAGCAGCAGGAGGAACAGGCUGCUCGCGAGUACGUGCUGAUGAAGAUUGACAAGGCAAAGGCCGCGGAGGACCAGAAGCGGCAGGCGACACUGCAGGAGACGAUGGAGGAGUCAAUGGAGCGUCUCAAGGACUUGGAGUUCAGCUUCACCUUUGCAGACUCAAGCGCGUGAACCCAUCCACCUUUCUCCUUUUGUUGCUUGUUGCUUGUUGCUUGUUGCUUG